Haliotis rufescens (red abalone) is the source of this 10476-nucleotide messenger RNA. RefSeq names its product cubilin-like. The record is from RefSeq and is a predicted model, not a curated record. Gene Ontology annotation, cellular component: plasma membrane. Gene Ontology annotation, molecular function: protein binding. NCBI's taxonomy places the organism in Eukaryota, Metazoa, Mollusca, Gastropoda, Lepetellida, Haliotidae. The transcript is spliced from 17 exons. The coding region runs from base 675 to 2711 and encodes 678 amino acids.
CGUCACUUCCUCCGUCGGCUGGACAUGGCCGGGCAGUAUCUGAUUGUCGCUGGCUGGCAUCACCACACCCAAACGUGCACGCUCGGUCUUGUCGCAUCUGCAUCGACGGAGGGGAUGAUUAUGCACAUGCAACUGAAGACCCUCACCAAGAUGGCUCUGUGGCCGCCAACACAAUCUCCUGACACAACUUACCACAGCCCCUGAUAUUUUCUUCUUUAUGGAAGAUUGUGAAAGACUGUGAUGUGAUUGUGUCCAGUCGUCACGGCAAUUCCAAAAAUGGAACAUUCCAUUCUCCAAAGUCCAAAAUUACCGGUAAUUACCCCAGCAAUUCACACUGUAUCUACAAGUUCAUUGGAUGGGCUACAGAAAGAGUGAAAAUCCGGUUCACUAAGUUCGAGUUACAAGGGAGAGCACCUGCGUGUGACCAUGACUACUUGGACAUCUACACACAAAUAAAGAGUGAACGGGAAACAUUGAAUCUCCUAGAUGCUCAGCUGGCUGGUCGCUUCUGUGGAGAUUUACUUGGGAGUUUACAAAACUUAAUUGUGUCUACCAAAAAUUUCAUCGUCCUCUCCUUCUAUACAGACGCUACAAAGGAGCAUACAGGCUUCACAGGAUACUAUGAGUUCUUUGAUGCUUCAGUAUAUGAUAUAGGAACAGAGGCGCCACCAGCCAUGUGCGGCUACACCAUCCGCAGCGAGAACAGGAAGACGGGUUUCAUCAUGUCCCCUACAUUCCCGGGCAUGUAUGCAGACAACAUGUUCUGCUACUACAAGCUGCAGGGCAAGGCCGGGGAGAGGAUCAAACUCCACUUCAUCGAGUUCUCCCUCUACCAUGGAGAGGAAUACUGUCCAUACGAUUACGUGAAAAUCUACGAUGGCUAUACAAAUGAUGCCCCUGUGAUUGGCACGUUCUGCGGCAACUAUGACAAUAGCACAAUCCUUUACUCUUCUGGAGAAGCACUGCACAUAGAGUUUCUUACAAGUCAAGGGAGAGUCUUGUUUGACAAGCAGCCUCUUGAAAACAGUGGUGAUUUAACAGUGCCAAGAAAAGGAUUUAACAUAACAUAUAACUUCAGUGAUCAGAUUGUCAAGUUAGACUUUAUCCUACCUGAUGCAGAACACUUAAUAGGAACAGAAUGUGACCAACGAAUAAUGAGUAAGCAAGAGACCAAUGGCACAAUAAAGUCCCCCAAUUAUCCGGCCUCCUUCCCUCAAAACAUCACCUGUCGGUACUACCUGGAUGGCCUUAUGGACAGACAGCAUCUGGAGAAAGCUAGGAUAUUAUUCUUCGACUUCGACAUACCAGGGAAUAUGCCUUAUUGUGCACUCGGAUACGUUGGUCUGAAUGAGGAUAGUCGCCUGAAGGAUGGAACCGUGAAGGAGAAAUUCUGCGGGACACUGCGACCCCCACCUCUGACGAGUCAAGGUCCCCGUCUAGUCCUGACCCUGGACACUCGAGGGGCCGUCCAAGGCGGGCGCUUCAUGUCCAAGUACAAGUUUAUUACAGAUUAUUCAAUCCCAGGGACCCAGAUCUCAGAGGAUUAUGCAAUCCCAGGGACUCCCAUCUCAGAAGGCCAGUGCAAGUUCUUGUAUGAUGACACCAGUGGCCAGUCUGGAACAUUCAAUACACCGCGUCACCCUGGCAACUACCCGACCGAUCUCACCUGUGAAUACAUCUUCCGCCCUGGCCAUGACGUCUUCGUUCUUAUAUCAUUCGAUACAUUUGAUCUAGAUGCAAGACAACCGAACCAGCUGGGGUGCCUGGGAAGAGACUACCUGGAGAUUUAUGAAGAGGGAUAUACCAAAAAUAACUUCUCCCUUGUGGAGAGGCAUUGUGGCACAAUAGCUCCUGGCCCUUUUACGUCGUCAAGGGUGGUGAAGAUUGUCUUCCAUUCCAACAAAUCCAUUACCAAGAUGGGCUUCAAGGCCAGAUACUACUUCCAAACAAAGGAGGAGAUAUAUGGAAAAUGUGGAAAGCAUGUAAUAAACAGUCAGGGAUCAGGAGGAAUAAUAAAAAGUCCUGACUAUCCUCGAAAAUACAAGGCAAAGACGUUUUGUCAGUGGACGAUUAGAGCCAGUAAACCCACAAAUAAAAUACUCAUAGAAACAGCUACCUUUGUGUUAGAAGGAAAGAUGGACCAAACGGGCUGCCAAAAUUCUGUGAUGAGAAUAUACAGUGAUAUUAACUCUGUGCAGCCUGCCGAGGUGCUGUGUGGCCAGAUGGGCACUAAUAUAGCUUUCCUCUCUUCGGGGGACACUUUUAGAAUAACAUUUGUGACAUCACUUCGGUCACUUGGUGGUAAAGGAUUCAAGUUAUCAUGGACAGAAGUCAAUGAAGAUGAUACCUGCUUUGGUUUUAAGUGUGCUAAAAACAACUAUUGCAUAUCGUCUGAAUUGAAGUGCAAUGAAUUACCCAACUGUGGCCGAGGUGAUGAGUCGGAUGAGACAGCCGAAUGUCCAACUACAGCCGGGGUACAGAUUCUUCACAUAGCCAUAGGGACGUCCAUAUCUUCAUUUUUCUGUAUCAUCCUUUUAAUAUGUGGAUUUUACCACCGACGGAAAUUUCGCUCAGAAAGGACUCCUCCUGAUCAUGAUCAUGUAGAAGUAAGAUAUGUGUCUGCUCCGACAGGGUGCAACACAACAGACAGACUCCUCAUGGAGGAGAAGACUCAAGAGAGUCCUCGGUGUCAGAAGGUCUCUAUGGUAUGAUGGAGGCUCGUUCUAGUGUAUAUAGGAUUCAAAUUAUAUGUUAAACACAGGCAGCAAGCAAUUAUGUACAACUGGGCACCACCGCUUCCGUGUAUGAGUUGAUGGCGUAUGUUUGGAGUAUACUUGUGCAGUACCAUUGCAGUAUACUUGGAGUCCCCUUUGUGCACAUUAACAGUAUACUUGAACAGUAUUUUAAAGUCAUAAUUGUGGGGCAACUAAAGCUUUGUGUGGCAUGCUGUAGAAAGCCUUCAAAGAAGCGAGAUCCCAUGUCUGAAGAAAUGAUCAAGGGAGAACUAGAUUUCACCUCCCGUGGAAGAAGGAUGUGUUUCUGAUUGAAGAGCUCAUGGUACCUUUUGCAGUCCAAUGAAAUGAAAGAAAAUCAGAAAACUUUCAUUGGCAGUGUACAAAUUAGAAGAGAGUGCUUGUAGAAUACUGGAUAUGUUUUGUUUAUUCAUACAAAAGACAGUACCUUGAAGUUUUCUUGGCACUAUCCAAUGUACUUAAUUUGCACUGUAUCAAGGCCAGCUUGUAUUGGAAUGGUUCCAUGUGGAAUGUCUAUAACAUAGACAUCAAGAACAUUAUACUACACUCAUUACAUUACAACAACCCAUUGGUUAUGGUGUUUCCACCAAACCCCCAAGUAAGUUGGCAUUGCUUAGCUUUCAUUAUUUAAUUGUGAUCUCGGCUUCUUCUACAUGAUAUUGAAUGAACAUUCUUAUAGUUUCACACGACCUGGACAUUUGACAUCAAUGUGUAUGUCCUCUACUACAUUCAUCGGUACUUCACUCUAUGGUACGUAGGACAAACUUGUUGUCUCUGCGAUGCACAUUUGGAUUAUUUAACAAUUAUGAAUGGCUUGAUUGGCUGUAUAUUCUAUUGAAAUGCAUCCUGUUCUACAAUAAUGGAUGAAACCCACAGUUCUUACCUAAAUACAAGUGAUAAAUGACCUGAGUACUAUGAUAACCCUUGGUCCACUGAACUGAACCUCAUGAUGACAAGCACAUGAUCUCCUCGUGAAAGAAAGGUCUAUUCAUGAGUUUAUUCUUGUACUGGACUCCCUUGACAUUCAGAACAUCUCUAGGACAAUGGACUCUCUUGACAUUCAGAACAUCUCCAGGACAACUGAUAACCUGGUCCAGAAACUGAUCAUUUGUAUGUCAUCAGUAACCUAGUGCAUUUUAUAUGUACUUGCAACAGAAGUCAGUCCCAGAUGUAUUACCUACUUCAUCCGAAUGAAGACCACGAAGUCAGUCAACCCUUAAAUGGCAGUACCAUAUGACAGAAAUGACUAUGUUGGAUCUUGAAAUGUAACUUGAUGAAAGAUCUUUGGAAAGAGUAAUAUGAAGUAUUGUCACCCUGCAUGAUGGUAGGUACCAAACAGUUACCUCAUGUACAUGCUGCAAGUCUGAGUACAUACGUCAAGUAUUACCUCCACGACACACGCAUCGGAACAGUUAUCCUUCAGUUACUGUACUUCCUGUGGUGGUGGAGUUGAGACAACAAAGGAUUCAGAUGAUUACAUUGUAUACCUGGCAAUUAACAGGAGGAAGUUAAUUGUGUUUUGACAUAUUUAUGUGUACAGUUUCAAAUGUAAGGAAGAAAUGUGUACUGUCAAAAUAUCCCUACUAUUGCACUGGACAGUAUUAGUUGAUCAUUGAUGUCCAAGUGUGCAGACUUUUUUUUGUACAUGCAUAUGUGUAAGAGAGACCCAGUGUAUGGAGUAUGGCCUAGAACAGUGCAUGGUAAUGUGUGUGCAGAUGUGUAGAAAUAUGUUGUGUAUGUACAUUAACAGUACACAGGGAACAGUAUUAUUGUUGUGCUGUCAGAGUACAUGUACAAAGGGUUUAGUUGAUCAUGACCAGUAUGCAUAGGCAGGACCCCUUUAAGAAGGCACUGAAGAAAAGGUGAACUGUGCUUGACCUAUGUAUGAUUGCCACAUGCAAUCUGGCCUAUUACUGCUUCUGGUCAUGGAUUGCCUGACAUAUGUCUGAUUGUCACACGCAGUUCGGCCUAUUACUUCAUCUGGUCAUGGAUUGUAUGGAGGAGUCCUGGCCACGCCACUGUUAAUAUUUCAGCUAUAUAAUGUGGCCUGCUCAAUAUUAGAAACCACAAGAAACAGCAGUUAAGGAACAUUGGCAGUCGAGUGAGUGAGGCAUGCUGGACACAAUGGGUAUUGGACAGACUCCCACAAGUACAAUAAGCUCACAUGUGUCUGUGUUAGUAUACAGAUGUGUUGGUCCUGAGGAUGAGAAUAUAUUGAGCUGUUCUGUGGACAGAUAGGAUGGAGAAUGCAUGUGUAUUUGUUGUUAUACUUGUGCAUAGGUGGAUGAUAUACAGUUGUUGCUUCUAACUAUGUUGCUUGAUUGGUAUUAAUGCUGUAUGUAUUUUCAUGACACUGCCAGACGGAACAACAGAAUAUCUGGCAAUAACUUAUCUUUUCAUACCAAAGCAAUGUAAGAUACGAGUGAUUUAUUGGUCAUACAUAUAUCCCUGUUCCACUGUAAAUCAGCUUUACUUGAUACUGGUAUCAAUGGUAUCUAUUUUUUCUUCAUUGCCCCCUUUCUGUAAUCUAUGUUAUGGCUUUUCCAGAAAGACAGUUUUAAUGAAACUAAACUGUAAGAAACAAAAUCUCCCAACCUCAGGAAAUGUGGACGCAAAUCAGGUAAUUUAUUUAUUGUGGCCUAACAAAAGAUAUGAUAUGAAGUAACUUCACUCUGAGAGUUGUCAACCUUGUGUUACAAAUGUAGCUGAUUUCUGUUCAUACUUCGCCCCCUCCAAAUACUGGUUAUGUUCAUCCAGAGUUUAAACUACUCCAUGUAGUCGGGGAGAUAGUGGUGGUGCUCAACGGAAAGUGUAUGGUAUGUUUAGCUGGCAUUACACUGAUAUUAGAACAGGAGUAUGCUAAUUGCUUUGUUACAGUAUCCUCUGAGCUGUCAGUCAUGUUCUGAGAGAAUCGGUAGCAAAAUAAUCCAUCCGUAACAUAUGGCAUUACUUGCUUCAAUCCUGUAAAUAAUCUUGUAUAUUUGUGCAGAUAUAUGAAAAAUACUUCAAGAAAAGUUGUUUUUUUGUGUAUAUGGGUUGUACUUAGUGAGGUAAACAUAGAAUUAUUUCUAGAUUCUAUUUUAUAGCUCAGCCAAUUACUUCUAUAUCUAAGAAUAUCUUAAUUCUGUUUACUUAGAGUUACAUUCUGUUUUCUGUAUAUGUUCAUGACAUAAAACUUGGUCAUUUGAAGAGAUUCUGACCAUUACUGUUGUGAUGUUGCCGUUGGAUGUCAGUAGUUUUAAUAUGAAUACAAACUUAUGUUGGAGAUUUGGUCUAGUCUUUGCUUCAAAGAUAGUGAGUAUGUAGUUCUGUAGAGAGUUGUGUGUUUCAGUGAAUGAUACUGGACACCUCCCAUGUGUUAACUGAGAUCUGUAGUUAAAGUGAUCCUGAGUGAAUGAAAUAUGAAGUUCCUGCAUGGACUGUACAUGACUGUCUUGACUUUCUCUUGAUCAGCUGACUUACAGUAUGAUCAGCUGUGAUAUUGAUAAAUGUGUCCAUGAUCAUUCUUGUGUAGAUUCAAAUGUCUCCUAUUCAUGUGUACAGACCAUGUGUACAGACAACAUGUACAGUUUAACCAUCAAUUGUACAGAGGAGUGUACAUGUGUUAUGAUGAAUUCAAAUAUUUCUAAACAUGAAAACAGUUGUGUGAUUCUUCAACCAUAAGUCAUGUUUAUACUUCAGUUUUUUAUAUGUAUAAAGUACAUGUCACUUAACAGUUAAAUGGUGUCAUAUUUCAACCCAAUGCUCCAGCUUCACCUCAUACAGAUGCCCUUGCCACACACUGUAACAGAAGGUAUCAUGUCCAGUUUGUAAUAGACACAUAACCAUGCAUUUAUAGGAUUCAUCUGAAGAUAAUGGAGGCACACAGAUAUAUCAUUGUGUACAAAUACUACCAUGUCCAAGUCCGAAAUGUUUAGGUACAAGUGAAAUUGAUAUUGCCUGACACAUACAUACAUGUAUUGGCAUUGAGGUACACAGCCAACCAAAGGCCACACCUUCAUUUAUCCGCAGGCUACAGAUUUGGUCUUGUAUGAAUGGCUAAUAUGUUGUGAUCUGUCUCAGACACCCUGACUAAUUUGUAUAGAUUAGGCAUUUAUUUGACAAAAUUAUUGUUCCAUGAAUGUAUUGUUUUAUAAAACAAUUAAUUCAAGUCUUUGAAAGGCAUUUAGAAGUGAUACACAUAAGGAAGAGAAUAUAUGGAUGUCAACUUGUUUAUUAUGAGGAACACAAAUAGGACUUGUGUUGGUGGUAAAAAUGAAGUGUUUCAUUUUGAUCUUGUGUUAUCAUUUAAUCAAUGUUUGGAUUGACUAUGCCUGAAGCUGAACAAUAAGACAUGUGGCAUUAUCUACAUACAGACACAUGUACAGCACAAGAUGCACAGAUACAUCACAUGUGUACAACAUUCAUUACAAAUAUAUAUACAUGUACAACACACAUUACAGAUUGGGAUAUAUACAUCAGUCAGGUAUGUAAUAAUGACAAAUACUAUACAGAACACACAAAUCUAUAUAUGGCCAUAAACUGGUGGGUUUGAAGCAUUCUGAUAUACAUUCUGCGAUUUUGAUGAAUUUGUAAGUCUGCAUAUUUCCUGCAAAUUUCAUUUCAUGUCUGUUAAUUCCCAAAGUCAUUUCUGUUUCAAAGUCAAAGAAAUCGGGCAUCAAUUGUGCGAGAUGAUUAUUUUUAGUAAAUGUCUUCAUUUAUGCAAGAGUAUUUCUUUAUGGUUCAGAAGCUGUAAUUCCCAUAUCAAGAAUAAAACAGAGAUAUUUUAGUCAUGUCACAAAACAGUCUACAGAAGUACCUUACAUGAUCUAAAAUAGAUUUGUUUCCUAAGUUUGUGUUGUCUAUAUAUCUGACUGUGAGCUUGUGUAGCUUAUUGCUCUAAAUCUAUAUGUAACAGUGUCAUUGCUCUGUUCAAAAGCGUAAUUGUAUAUUGUAGCAAUAUCAUUCAUGUUGCUCUGUCCACUAUGCACGCACAUCUUCAUAGGAUCAAGCACUACUAUCCAUUUAGAUUAACAAUAACACCCAUUUAGGUAAGAGGGAAUAUUUAAACCACCUGGAAACAUGAUCAUUCUUACCGGUAUGUGGUAGUAUAAAGAACUAUUCAAUAUGUCAUGUCAGUAUUUGGAGGACGUCCAAUGGAAAGACACUUAGCCCUAUGUGUAGAAAACGCACCCAUUUUUGAAGCUUUCUUCUCGUAUGUGCGAAGUUAUGAACUUGGUAUUGUGACAACUGAACUGACAGUUUGCUUUAAUGACCAACUGCUUGGAUGUCCAUGUGCUUCCUGCAUCUGUUUUACAUCAUUAAUUUUGUAGCAAUGCUCAUUGAAUAGUGACUCACAGCUUAAUGGUCAUCAGUUACUGUUUGAUGUGUCGCUCGAAGUCAGUCAACAGUCAAGGAGCAGUUCAAAAUCCAGGGUCGGAUUGAUGUCUUAAUUCCUUAACAGAUCUGUAAUAUUUCCCUCAAAUUGACGUUUCAGUGUUUUCUGUUCAAGUAAAACAGCACCAGUUCAAACUGUUGAAUGUUACCCUGAAACUAAAUGUCCUCAUUAUUGUACAGACGAUGAAGUGGAAGAAAGAGCGUGCCAAAAGAUGGUUUGGUCUUGUGUUGACAUUGCGGCAAUAUUUGUUGUGCAGUGCUGUAGGCAAUGAUACUCCACAUGUUUUUCUUUCUUCGAGUCUGCUAAGUUCCAGGGGAGGUGGUGUCUCAGAACUAAUGGAAUUAAGUUUGUUAUCCAAUGUCCAACUUUUGAACUGCCUCCUUACUUUGUAUUAUGAUAAUUGUUUGAAAAGUGAUUGGGACUGAAUAUCCCUUUUCAAAAACAAGUGUCACUAUGAAAUAUUGAGUGUGUCUCAUUGCCUCUGCUUAUACGAUCAUAUGACACUCAGGAAUAACAUUACAACUUGCUGUCAGUGGUUUUUUUAAAUGACUAACAUUCAGUUUACAAAAGUCUCAUAAGGAAUGAUAUGCUGUGUUGAUCAUGAUUACAUUAGUACAUCUUGACUGAAUAUUUGCUUUUCGUAAAUCAUUUCAAGUUCUUGAUAUAUUCAUAGCACAAGCUAUAUAUUGCUCAUUCACAGAGUUUAACUGUCACUUUUUUUAUCAAAUCAUUUUUAUAACAAAGUACAACUUUUUGAUGAUACAUAUGUGUUUGCUUCAUGAUAAUUGAUUGCCCAGUGAAUAGCUAGCAUGCAGAUUGUGAGGUCAAAUUCUGUUUCCUCUGAGAAUUACAUUUGCGUGAACACUGUUCUUAUUGGUGAGGUGUGUCAUUGCUAAUCAUUCUCAUUGCCAGUUACUGUAUGUCCUAUCAAGACCAGGUGACUCGUGUUUAUGCUGUUGAUUUACUUUGAAGAUUAAUCUGGGUUGUGUUACUGAAUGUGCUGGUGACAACGUUAAUGUAUACAGGGAAAACGUGAAGAUUUCAGGAUGAUAGCACGUUAUAUCUGGUCGGAUCUGAUCAAGUUUCUCCACCAUACAUUUCCCUUUCAACAAACCUCAUUGCUAAGAAACAUCUUACACAUUUGGUAAAAACAUAUGUACCGAACAAUUUAGGUCUGUGCCCAGCAGAUUAACAUUUUGUAGUUUAAUGUAAAUGAUAGACUCACAUUGAGUUCAUUCGAAACAUAUCAGUCGUCCUUUUUGAAAUCAAGUACAGACCUUACCUUGUGUUGAGGGGAUGUUAUACACUGACAGCUCAUACAGCUACCUUGUGUUGAAACAAGGGGGAUGUUACACACUGACAGCUCAUACAGCUACCUUGUGUUGAAACAAGGGGGGUGUUACACACUGACAGCUCAUACAGCUGCUACCUUGUGUUGAAACAAGGGGGAUGUUACACACUGACAGCUCCUACAGCUACCUUGUGUUGAAACAAGUGAGAUGUUACACACUGACAGCUCAUACAGCUACCUUGUGUUGAAACAAGGGGGGUGGUACACACUGACAGCUCCUACAGCUACCUUGUGUUGAAACAAGUGAGAUGUUACACACUGACAGCUCAUACAGCUACCUUGUGUUGAAACAAGGGGGGUGGUACACACUGACAGCUCAUACAGCUACCUUGUGUUGAAACAACAAGGUGUUACACACUGACAGCUCAAACAGCUACCUUGUGUUGAAACAAGGGGGGUGUUACACACCGACAGCUUAUACAGCUACCUUGUGUUGAAACAAGGGGGAUGUUACACACUGACAGCUCAAACAGCUACCUUGACACUACUUCUUGAACAAAUAGAACUUGUGUAGUGAAGUUGACUGUCAAGGAGAGUUUACCGCGGAAGGUGAUGGCUCAAAUAUUAAUAAUGUGUUAGCCUCACUAUGUUUACAGUGAAUGUUAGAUCCAUUUAUCUUUUUAUUUACAUUGGAGGCUUUCAUAUCGUUAAGAAUAGUUUAACAAUUCCCUUGACCUCUAACGCAUGAAAAUAAGCAUGAGAAUGGAACUGUUUCAUGCAGCUGAAACAUUAUAUUCCAAUUUACUCUUGUGAGGGAUUGAUUUUGACAAACAUUUGACCAUAUACUAGACCCAUGUACAUGUUUGUGUUGUACACUAGACUGAAGACCUAUUGUUUUGUUGGUGUUUCCACAUUUUGUACAUUGUAGAUUACUGUUUGGAGCAACGAGAUGUGCUGUGUGUAUAGAGAUUGAAUGGUGUAUGAAUGGUGACAGGUGAUUGUUUAUUAACAUAUGACUAAUAUGUAAAAUAAAUUUAUAAAUAUUUGCAAAAAAA